Botrytis cinerea B05.10 is the source of this 3163-nucleotide messenger RNA. RefSeq lists its product as hypothetical. Gene Ontology annotation, biological process: positive regulation of transcription by RNA polymerase II; DNA-templated transcription. NCBI's taxonomy places the organism in Eukaryota, Fungi, Ascomycota, Leotiomycetes, Helotiales, Sclerotiniaceae. Bases 335 to 1063 code for a protein of 242 amino acids. The record is from RefSeq and is a predicted model, not a curated record. Gene Ontology annotation, molecular function: zinc ion binding; DNA-binding transcription factor activity, RNA polymerase II-specific; sequence-specific DNA binding. The transcript is spliced from 4 exons.
GCACCAGUGCCCCCUCCCAAAUUCUCCUAAUUCAAUAUUGCAAUCCAUCCGAACGGUCAAGAAUUCCACUUCUUAAUGUGCCUCUAUAACGACCAUUGUUCUUCGCCACGUCUUUCUCCCAUGGCUUCGAACAAAAUUCUCUUUGACUAAAACAACGUCAGGUGUUCUUGGAGUUUUGAUUGUUUAUUUGGGGAUAGUGCAAUCAGAUCAGUACAACUUUAAUUCUGGCGACGAUCUCUCAACGAUAACCCACCCCGACGAUGAUAAGCCUUACAAGAGUCUGGCGCCACAACUAUAAAAACCACCCUUCCAAUUCAAUAUUAUAACUUUGUCGAUGGACACGGCAGAUUUGUUCAGACAAGCCUUAGGCUCUGUCAAUAGAGCUCGCGAUGCGAAGUCCCUUCACGCAAGAGAGAGUUCGCACGAAAGCGAGGAUAAUUCACCGAGGAUCGCACAUACCUUGACUGCUUGUUGCAGAUGCCGCCAGAGGAAAACAAGGUGUGAUCCCAACCUACCACGAUGCCUGCCUUGCGAGCGUGCGGGGGCAGUGUGCGAGUACUUCGAUACGACGAAAGGCAAGAAAAUCUCUAGGACAUAUGUGAUAAAACUGCAAGAAAAAGUUCGCGCACUGGAGAUGGAACUUAGUCAAUUGGUUGAAGAAGAGGGGAAUUCCCCAGACUCGGAAGAUAUUGUACGCCCUGGAGGCUUGAUCCGACUCAACGACGAUGAUGAGACGCCGCGAUUCUUAGGGCCCUCGAGUGGCAUUGCGAUGACUCGGAUAGUGAUGGAGGAGGCAAAGAAAUACACAGAUACCAGGAGUAUACGAGAGCUCGUGCCUGAAGUGCGACAACGUCGAACUCCUGCACAGUCGCCAGAUACAGUCUCGGAACGAAAGAAAUCUUACCCUAUGAUUUCUGCUGUACCGGCGCCAACAUUACCAAGCCGGCUAGUGACCGAUAAAUUGGUGGAGGUAUUUAGUCAGAAAGCCUUAUCACAUAUGGCCGAUUGUGAGCUCGAUUUUGGCUUUUACCCUCCUCCGCAUUGUGACGUUGAACUCCUCUAAUUUUCGCUAACCACAACACAGCCCAGUAUAUGCUCCCUACUUUACACGAGCCCACGUUCGCCAAGAAUCUUCAAGAAGUUUAUGAUGGAGAUAACGAUCCAUACAAGAAUUUCGUCCUUCGCAUGGUUCUGGCUAUAAGCAUGCAAAAGCUGGACCUGCAGUAUGCAGGCCUUGCUGAUAGCUAUUAUCUGGCUGCUAUGGGAUACAUUGAAGAUGUUAUAAGAGCGAAAGACAUCAAGACACUACAGUGCCUUGUUCUGAUCGCCCAAUAUUCUAUGCUUACACCCACUCGCACUGCUAUAUACUAUAUUGUUGGACUUGCCACGAGACUGUGCCAACAGUUAGGUCUAGCUGAAGAAAAGACCAUUACUCAAGGAGUAUCUAUCGGACUAGUUGAUCCUCUACAACUUGAUAUGCGGCGAAGGCUCGCUUGGAUUGUUCUAUCUAUGGAGCUUGGCUUAGCGCAGUCGAUGGGCAGACCAAAUGCUUUCGCAACUGGGAGAGACCACUUGGACAUACAGUUCUUCCAAACAGUAGAUGAUGAGUACAUAACAUCUAAUGGUGUCCUUCCUGGUCCCAUGUCAGAUAAGAAGCGGUUAGCCAUCCAUUUCUUUCGGAUGAGACUGUUGCAAGCAGAAAUUCGAAGAACGCUUUAUUUGCGAAAAAGAACCGAGCCGAAGAAUGAGGAGCAUCCUUGGUAUGCCCAGAUGCUUCAGAAAUUGGGAGAUUGGCUCGAGGCUUCUCCUGAAAAGCCCCCAUGGAGCAAAACUUGGUUUAAUGGGAGGUAUAAUACAAUGAUUAUCUUUUUGUUUCGUCCUUCACCUCAGGUUCCCCAGCCAUCCUAUCAUUCCGCGAUAAUGUGUUAUGACGCAGCUUCAAGUAAUAUUAGGACGCAAAGCGAUCAAAUAAAAACUGCCAUGAUAGACCUGACAUGGCCAUUCCUCCUAUCGCUAUUCAUGGCUAUAAACACAGUAUUAUGGUCUAUUUCAUAUUCUGAAGUACGUGCUCUUCAUACGAAGGAAGAGCUUGAAGAGCACAUUUCUCUAGCUUUAGACAUCGUUGCACGUUCUCGCGAACGGUGGCCAGGAACUCAAGCAACAUCGGAACUUUACAUGACUCUCACCAAGGCAUGUCUCAAAAGCUAUGAGCUUGGCGAUAAUUCGCUUUCAUCCUUUUCUGCCACUUCCCCAUCGCUAACAGACGCAAACUCGCCGUCUGCAUCCGAACACUCUAGCGCAACAUCAACCUCACUUCCUCAAUCGCAGCAUAAUGCACAGCUUAACAAUGCAUAUCAAUCCCCCCCACGAUUCGGAUACGUCUUCAACCAAAUGCCAGAGCAGAUACCUCCAUAUGACUACAACCAUCCGUUACCUCCACUGCAACCGUCCUUUCGGUCCAAUUCAAUCUUUGUGAGUCCCUCUAGUGGACAGUCCGAUCGUCGAUUCAGCUAUUUUCCACCAGAAUUUACACAACCACAGCAGCCACAAUCUUAUCCUAUGCCUUGGACACCUGUCUCAAAUACACAGCAGCAUCAGAUGCCACCUCAAGCGCCGCUGCCACCAAUGCAGCAGUCGUUAGUAAAUAAUAUGCCUUAUUUUUCGCAACCUGAAUACUACAGCUUUCCACCUCAUUUGUUCUCACAGGACAACCUCGAAGCAGGACUGAGAUCAGGCAGUUUGAGUCAAGAGCAACAAACAGAAUUGAUGCACAGCUUAGAGACUGAAGGAUUAACGGAGAUUAACAACUUUAUGAAUCCCGUCCCACAGUAUGAGCACCCCAUCAAAUAUGAACAAUGAUCUGAUUGAUGGAUAACCUUUGGGGUUAGGUUUCGAUCAUAAGUAGCAGAGUAAAAAAACAAUGUCUGUAUCAUGGCCACGCUCCCCGCGGCGCUUAAAUGUGUUAUUGCGAUUUGCCAUUUUAUUUAAUAUUCACAUCGAGAUCAGCGAACGAGCUACGAAAUCAUUACUCGGUGUUAGGUGUUGAGUGCUGGGUUUUACAGAAGGGGUCAACUUCACAGUGUCAUGGGCUCUUUACACAUAUAUCUAUCAUUCAAAUCUUCAUGUCGAAAACUGUACUCUACGUAGCUACUCAUGAAAUGCA